CUUCCGGGGCAUGCUGGUAGCCCCGCCUUAAAAGAAGAUGCUGGCGUGCAACUGAUGAUCGAUAGUUUGGAGGUUGGCCAUCUCUCGCCUAAAGGUCGUUUGUGGAACUACCCAGCUCUACUCCCAUUGUGGUGGAAGAGAACCAGCGACCCAGAAGAAAUUGAUGCCCCGGGGAUCGGAUACGACGAUGGGGAUAAGUGGAGACCAAGAAGAACGAGGGAGCCGCCGGAGGCAUUGCCCGUAAUUGUCGCUUCUCCUCUGCCUGAGCUCCUCGAUCUUCUGGGGAAUCUGUAGGGUAGGAUUGCUUGAAAGAUUGUCCUGCAUACAACGGCAUCCACGUUACCACGUGUUACAUCUAGGUAUAGUGCUUUUGCUGGCCACCAUGUUUGUGUUAGUAGAAAUGACAGAUACAGUACGAAUUCCUCCAUGGCAGUUUGAAAGAAAGCUUAAUGAUGCAAUCACUGAAGAGUUAAAUAAGAAGUUGGCCAAUAAGGUUGUGUAUAAUGUUGGCCUCUGUAUCUGUCUGUAUGACAUUACAAAGCUGGAGGAUUCCUACAUAUUUCCAGGAGAUGGUGCAUCACACACAAAAGUACAUUUUAGAUAUGUUGUAUUUCAUCCAUUUUUGGAUGAAAUUCUGGUCGGAGAGAUAAAAGGCUGCAGUCUUGAAGGUGUACAUGUUUCUCUUGGAUUCUUUGAUGACAUACUCAUUCCUCCAGAAUCUCUACAACAGCCUGCCAAAUUCGAUGAAACAGAACAGGUAUGGGUUUGGGAAUAUGAGACUGAAGAAGGAGCUCAUGACCUGUACAUGGAUAUGGGAGAAGAAAUUCGUUUCCGUGUGGUAGAUGAAAAUUUCAUUGAUACAUCCCCAACAGGCCCAAGCUCUGUAGAGCCUUCCACAUCUAGUGGCACUGAGGAGACACAGAAGAAAGAAGCACCCUAUACUAUUGUGGGAUCUAUCAGUGAACCCGGCCUGGGUCUCCUAUCCUGGUGGACUAACAGUUAACUGAAGGUAAAGAUGGACAGUUACACUGGAAAAGCCAGGAGAUGCCUUGGUCAACAGUUGCAGAAUGGUAACUUUUUUCCCCAUUUCUGCUUUAUAUUAAACCAAUCUGAUUGAGAUAUAGUAAAUAAAUGACUGUGCCUAGUGGCUUGUCAUCAGAACGUAAUAACUAUGCAUUAUAACUCUAGAACAUUACUGUAAUAAUCCUGAUGCUUUUAUCUACCAGAUCAGGAUAUAAGUGCCUGGGAAUGGUAUGUUAGCUGAAAAGAAAAAGAAAAGAGAAGACCCUCUAAAUUAAAAAGGUGCAAAGAAAUAUAUUCUGAAGGAUUGACCUCAUACUGCUACAGUUCAUUAUGAAAAUAAAUGUUAAAAAGGACUGAUACUGAAAAAGCACCACUUAAUUUUUUUGCCAAAGGAUGGAAGGGCUGCUUGUUUUUUAAAUUCAGACAGGUUAUAGUAAAAAUGUGGUAUAGCUAGGACAAUCAAGUUGCCUCUUCUCAGUUUUGUAACAAAUCAUCAUUUGGAAGGGUAACCACUGGGUAAAAUGAAUAAGCUGCUUUUCUGCCAGAAUUACAGUUAAAAUAGAAGAGAAUAUGUGUAGCUCAGGGAUGAAAUAUAGACUCCUUGUUCUCUGAGCUUUGUUUUUAGUUUGCACACUUUUCAUUAACCAAACAGUAGCAUUGGUAUUAACAUUAUCAGAUGAUACCUAGUUGGGUAAACAACCAAACUCUAGAGAGCAGCAAGGACUCCAUAUUACAGUCAGAAAUUCUGCUUUAUCCAGAAAGAAAACUUAUCUUUGUCUUAGAAAACAUACAAUCAUUAUUGUUUUUAGCAUAAAUACUGCAGAAAGACAGAUGACUUCCAGGGAUGUUCCAUUGAGAAGACAACAUAAACACACACACUUACUUCUAUAUGUUGCUAUAGCUCUUUUUCAACAAAAUAACUUAAUAUGGAAGAAACUCCCAUUUGUCACAUGUUAAGCAUGAAACAGGCCUAGACCAUUUUUAUUGCACUGUGAUAGAAAAUAAGAAUAUUAAAACAGUUCUAAUAUAUUAUCAAAAACAUCCUUUUAGAACACCUGGUUCUUGCUGACUGUAUUUUCUUACAAGUAAGCAUCCCAAAUUCUAAAAGUUUUCAUGCCGCUACAAUUCUGUGUUUGUGUAGGACUUUUCUACUCUUGGUGUUAGUUUUCUGUUAUGAUUACCACUGAGAUGCAGUGUUUUGCUUUAUAAUAUUGUGUAAUAAAAGUUUGCAGAAAGUCGGUAGAAUAAUGAAUAAGUUUAAAAUCUAGCUGGUAACUAUACUAGAGUUUUUCCCUGCUUUUCAAAGAAAGGAUUUUGGACUAAAAGUGAUGAUCUCUACCGGUAUUAAAUUUGCUACUUUUUUUGCUUGUUAUCCCUUGUUAUUUAAAUGUAUUUAGAAUUUUUAUAUUAUCCAUCAAAAUUUUGAUACUUCUUAUACAAAAUAUAAAAUUACUAAGAAUUGACAAUAAUUCUAUCAUUUUUCAGACAAUUUCUGUGUGGUAAUUGCUAUUCUAUACCGGAUCUAUUGGAACUGAUCUUUCAAUUGUUUAAAGACUGGGUUCCGUUAAAUUACUUCCACCUAUACCAUAUAGCUGCUCUUCCUUUGGCAAAUUUUUUUCCAUUGAUACUCAUUACUAAAUGCAGUCCUUGAGUCUGGAAUAAAUUACUGAAUACAGUGUAAUUCUGUGAUGUAUAUAUGUAUUUGUACAAACUGAUUCUGCAAAGCCAUUUAGCAAAAGAAGAGUUAAAAUGCCCUCUGAUGAUUAAAGCUUACCAUCUAUA
Ahaetulla prasina is the source of this 2805-nucleotide messenger RNA. RefSeq names its product RNA polymerase III subunit H (gene POLR3H). NCBI's taxonomy places the organism in Eukaryota, Metazoa, Chordata, Lepidosauria, Squamata, Colubridae. The transcript has 7 exons. The coding region runs from base 383 to 1003 and encodes 206 amino acids. Gene Ontology annotation, biological process: DNA-templated transcription; transcription initiation at RNA polymerase III promoter. The record is from RefSeq and is a predicted model, not a curated record. Gene Ontology annotation, molecular function: DNA-directed RNA polymerase activity; DNA binding. Gene Ontology annotation, cellular component: RNA polymerase III complex.